AUGCAAUUUGAUCAAAUUCUUGGUUUUGGAGAUGCAUCAGAUACAUCUGAUGUUCUAUUGGUGAAUGAUGGUGGUGCAGAACCUAAAUUCAGUAAAGGAAAUGCAUCAUAUGUUCUCCCAAACAUAAUCAAGAUAAGUGUAGAAGAAAUAACAGAUUUACUUGAAGCAGGAUAUUCCAAGGUUGAAAUAGAAAGCACGAGGGUGCAAAUUAAACCUAAUGACACUUUACCAGAGUUAAAUGAGGAGGAGCAUGUUGUUGAUGAAGGUGAAGGUGACUUUCUUAAUGAUGUUAUAAAUGAUGAAGGUGAUGGUGGAGGUGUUGUUCUUGUAAAAGGUGAAGGUGAUGUUGUGAUUGAAGGUGAAGGUGGUAUGGUUGAAGUUGAAGGUGAUGUUGUGACUGAAGGUGAAGGUAAUGUUCUAAAUGAUGGUAAUGAGGUUGAUGAUGAUAGUAAUGAGGCUAAUGAUGAAGGCCAUCUGAAAUUGCCUAAGUUGAGGAAAAGAAGUCAUCUGAGAGGAUCACUAAACUAA
Molecule: messenger RNA, 528 nt
Organism: Lactuca virosa
Lineage: Eukaryota; Viridiplantae; Streptophyta; Magnoliopsida; Asterales; Asteraceae
Source: the annotation of a GenBank genome assembly